This is a messenger RNA of Strongylus vulgaris, 504 nucleotides long. Lineage: Eukaryota; Metazoa; Nematoda; Chromadorea; Rhabditida; Strongylidae. The record is from the annotation of a GenBank genome assembly.
GAACAAAAUGGAUCAUGUGCACCGCUAGGAGCCAAUGAAGGAAGAAGUAGAGCAGGGGUAUCAAAAUCGCCAUCAGAAGCAGAGGAGAAAUCAGAUAAAUCCAAAGAAAAGGAAGAGAAAAAGAAGGAAGAGGGAGAGGAUAAAGACAAGGAUAAGGAUAAGGAAAAGGAGGCAAAAGAUGAGGAGGCACAAGCGAAAGGGGACGAGCAAGAGGAAUCACACGUGCUGGGAAAAUCUGCAGAAACUCUCGGGAAAGGAAAGUCUGUAAUCUUCAAAGUUCCCGAAGAGCACAAGCCAGUCUGGAGUGAUAUCAAGAUACAGAAUCCAUCCAACGAAAAGAAAACGUUCAAGGUAAAAUGUACCUCAAAUCUGCACUUUCGCGUUCAACCACCUCUUGGUUUUAUUAAACCGAACGAUACAGCAAGGAUACGAGUAUGGUUUCAGGUACUGAACGCCGCACAUAUUUUCAAAUUGUCCUUCGAAUUUACGAAAAAAAUGGUUUAA